AUGCAAUCAGAACCAUCAAAAACCGACAUGUCCCUGGAUAGGGACCCUGAGUCCCCUAGUCAAACGCGCAAGCCAUUUAUGUUCGGACGGAAGGAGUGGAUCGAGAGGAUCAAGAGGACCAAUAGCCCAUCGUGGCUGCAGCGGCAGGGUGGCGAAGUCAUGACUGAAUGCGAUGCCUCCACCCGACCGACAUCGCAAGACCGUCCGGACACACCUCUAGUCUCAUCCACCGAGCCGCAAACCUCACGAAUCUCUACCCCGGAACACCUUCGAGAUCCUGCAGCCGUGGGCCUGGAUAUCGAACGCCCGCGAUCCGCGUUACACUCCGGAGACUUCAGAGAGAAGAGAGCAGGAGCAACAUCUGAGAAUGACCAUUCGUCUUCAGGCUUCCUAGCAACUUCGCCAGUUGUCCCUUGGAAUCGCUCAUUCCCAACCUCAGCCUUUGCCCCACAACACAAAGACGUCUCGUAUCCGGGAUCGCGCACCGAUGACAAUCGUACAGCUGCACGAGCACGGGCGAUAUCGCAGUCAUCGCAGUCACCGUUCAGUUCGUUCGCCUUCCUACCACCCACAAGUCCGCUUGUCCAGCAGGCAAAUAACACAGACUUGGACUUCUCCUCAACCCCAAGCUCGCGGCAGGGAUCUCGAAGUCCUGACAGAGACCAUCGCCGACAUACAUACUCUCCUGCAUCCUUUGAUGAUUACAAGCCCACCCAGAUGGCCCGUUCUGCGACCGGCACUCCAGCUGCUCGGCAUCUACGACAUAGUAGUUCGAUACCAUACCAGGCGCAUCAACCUCGACGAUCGAUGACGUUCAAUCAGUCUGAGCCUCAUUCUCAUUCGCAAACGCCGUUCCUCCAUGCACGGCGCCCCUCCUUCUCGUCGGAGGCAUCUCCAUUGCAGCACGCUCCCAUGGUUGGGUCUUACGAGGAGUCGAUACUACGGGGGCGCAUGUCUACUACACCAUCACGGCCUCUCGACUUCGUCGCUAAAAUUGGAGUACUUGGCAGAGGGCAAUGCAAAUCAAGCCUCAAAUGUCCACCUCAUGUCACGGUACCCUUUCCAGCAGUCUUCUACAGCUAUAAUACAGGCAACGGUAGGAUUUCGGAUAAUGAGCCGAGUCCCUAUGUUGGGCAUAUUGAUCUAGAAAAUUCAUUGCCACCGCCAGAUGAAAGCAGUGAGAGUGGUAGACGUAAGCGACGACAUGUUGUACCUGCCCCUGAUCAAGACGAUCUCGAUUUCAGGAUAAACCUUGGAGAAGAGGAGAAUGGUCAGGGUGCAAGAGGGGACCUUCGUCGGAAAGAGAAGAAGAAGCGACGAUCGACGUCACCCAAGGCGCCUCCCGGGGGCUCUUAUCGUAUUCCGCCACAAGGUCAGCUCCAGAUCGUGUUAAAGAAUCCAAACAAGACAGCAGUCAAGCUUUUCCUAGUUCCGUAUGAUUUGUCGGAUAUGGAACCUGGCCAGAAAACUUUCAUUAGACAACGUAGCUACUCUGCAGGGCCUAUUAUCGAUAUGCCCGCAUCAUCACGAAAGAAUCUGGGCACCGACCGUCCAGAAGCUGCUCUCAGCAAUUCAGAUGACCCAAACGACCGUCCGAUUCUGCGUUACCUAAUCCACCUACACAUAUGUUGUCCUUCAAAAGGUCGCUACUAUCUGUACAAAAGCAUACGAGUCGUUUUUGCGAAUCGAGUACCGGACGGUAAAGAAAAACUCCGAAACGAGAUCCAGCAACCGGAGCCCAGAUAUAGCACGUACAAACCGACGCGAGAAGCACCGUCAUUGCAAAAGGCACAGUCAACCGGAGCCCAGCUUACCACGGACCGGGCUUUCCGUCGGCGCAGCGCUGGAUGGCCACUCUCGCAGUCUCAGCAAGCAUACGGACAGCUGGAUGGCCUGAAGCAACACACACCACUUCCUCCCCCAGCUGUCAAGUUCACCGGUGGCACCACCAAUUCCUCAGCAUCGAGUGGCUUCAGCUCGCCUGUACCAGAAUUGCAACCCAUACCUUUUAGCCUUGGUCGCCUUGCUGCGAUCGAUUCGCGGCCUGUUUCCCGUGACCGCAUGGAUGUUGAUCCGAAGAGCCCAUUCAGGACGCCUAUAACAUCACCGAGAGCUGGCGUAAGUAGUUUGAACAAUCAGAGCGACGGUACCUUUGAGAAACUGAGCAAAGGCGAUGUUGGCUAUGGCGGGAAUGCAUUCUCGCCACUUGGUAGCCCCUCUGGUCCGCCCAAUGCAGGUCUCCUGUCGCAGCGACUCCGCGGUUUAGAUGUCCAGCGCAACGAGGAAGAGUAA
Messenger RNA from Alternaria arborescens, 2292 nucleotides. RefSeq lists its product as hypothetical. The transcript has 2 exons. The record is from RefSeq and is a predicted model, not a curated record. Bases 1 to 2292 code for a protein of 763 amino acids. Lineage: Eukaryota; Fungi; Ascomycota; Dothideomycetes; Pleosporales; Pleosporaceae.